CAAACUAAAAACUCGAGAGUAACUUGAAAACCAGUUCAUUGCGAGUUGAAAGGUGCUGCAGCCUGUAGUUGGAAACUAUAAAUCAUUAAACACUAUCAUUUCACUAAGUCAGAAAAAAUUUUCAAUGGCAGAAUCCUCUUCGACUUCGUAUGCCGGACAAGCAGCACAGAAUGUGGAGAAAGGUGUUUGUGGGGUUAGUUUAGCUUAUGAAAAACUGCCUAAAGGUCGUAAAAUUAUUUUCAAAGUUAGUACCACAAAUAUACGCGUGGCAAAAGAAUUGUGUAAACUUGCUGGAUUAGUUGUCGUCGGAAGUGUAGCGAUUUCACUGGGUGCUUUGUACGUCUACGCCAAGAUACAACCAUUACUUCAAAAGGCUAUCAAUAAUACCUUCGGUGUAGAAAAUGUUGAAAAGAUCAUACCAAAUUGUCUUUAUGUUACACUUCGUUGUUCAACAGACGAGAUAUUUCUCAAAAUUCUUGAAGAUUACAAUUCAGGAAGAAUAAGAGAACGUUUGAAAGAUGAGGUUUCGCAGGUUGGAAUUGAGGUGGAAGGAUUGAUGGUUGAAAUUGAGAACAUCGAAGAAGUGAACAAAACAAAGGAGGAAAUAUACAAAAUGAGGAAAGCUGUAACGAUGACAGAAGGUGAAGAAAAAACAACGAAGGAAAGUUAUUCGCCUGCUGCUGGUGAUGGUGAGCGGGAAUUGUCUACCAGCGACAAAGAAGAAAUAUUUGGGAAUUAUAAAGAAAUGGCGGGUCAUGAGGCAAUGACAAGAAGAAGUUCUUCUGAUAGUAAAAAUGGUAAACAUCAAACGAGGGAAAGUAAGUGAAAAGCAAUCAUUCAAUU
Messenger RNA from Dendronephthya gigantea, 843 nucleotides. RefSeq lists its product as uncharacterized. The record is from RefSeq and is a predicted model, not a curated record. Bases 125 to 826 code for a protein of 233 amino acids. Lineage: Eukaryota; Metazoa; Cnidaria; Anthozoa; Malacalcyonacea; Nephtheidae. The transcript has 4 exons.